Messenger RNA from Cryptotermes secundus, 3190 nucleotides. Its product is annotated as methyl farnesoate epoxidase. NCBI's taxonomy places the organism in Eukaryota, Metazoa, Arthropoda, Insecta, Blattodea, Kalotermitidae. The record is from RefSeq and is a predicted model, not a curated record. The transcript has 8 exons. Gene Ontology annotation, molecular function: iron ion binding; oxidoreductase activity, acting on paired donors, with incorporation or reduction of molecular oxygen, reduced flavin or flavoprotein as one donor, and incorporation of one atom of oxygen; heme binding. The coding region runs from base 27 to 1514 and encodes 495 amino acids. Gene Ontology annotation, biological process: xenobiotic metabolic process. Gene Ontology annotation, cellular component: intracellular membrane-bounded organelle; cytoplasm.
AAAAGGUUUGUGUGUUGGAACAUAAAAUGUUCUGGUUAAUUACUGUAAUUUGUGUCUUCUUAUGCUUGAUAUGGGCAGAUGUAAAGAAGCCACAUGGAUACCCACCAGGCCCAGCAUGGCUGCCAGUAGUGGGUAACUACCUGUGGUUCCAGCAGCAGAAGAAGAAGCUUGGCUACUAUCAUCUUGUGUGGGACAGCCUGCAUGCAAAAUUUGGUCCCGUGGUUGGAGCUCGACUGGGCAGAACACGCGUUGUUGUCGUGUCUGGUUACAAAGCAGCCAGACACAUUCUUCUUAGUGACGAGUUUGAGGGAAGACCAGAUGGGUUCUUCUUCCGCUUGCGUACAUUUGGGAAGCAACUUGGUGUUGUAUUUGCUGAGGGUCACCUGUGGUAUGAACAGCGGCGCUUCUGCCUUCAACAUUUGCGUAAGCUGGGCAUGGGGAAACACAGUAUGCAAGCACAGAUUGCAGCGGAGGCAGGAGAUCUGGUGACAAGGCUGCGAGACAAGAGUAAUGGUGGGUCGACUCCUCUUAAACUUCAUGAUGCUUUUGAUGUCUGUGUUCUGAACAGCCUGUGGGCCAUGUUGGCUGGAGAACGUUUUGCACUGGAUGACAGAAGAAUGAUGGAGCUUAUUGACAUUGUCCACGUCAGUUUCCGUGUGAUCGAUACGUGUGGUGGACUUCUCAACCAGAUGCCCUUCCUCCGUUUUAUCGCUCCUGGUUGGUCAGGAUACACGAGACUGCUCUCAGUUCUUAAUCGGCUGUGGGGCUUCCUCAGGGAAACUAUUGAUGAACAUCGUAAAACGUUAAGCCCUGGUUGUACUAGAGACUUCAUUGAUUCAUAUCUUGAGGAAAUGGAAGUCAGGAAGAAUGAAACAGACUCAACAUUUAAUGACAUGCAGUUGGUGUCGCUGUGUCUCGAUCUGUUCAUGGCGGGCUCAGAGACGACCAGCAGCACACUUGGGUUUGCAGUGCUGUACAUGCUGCAUCACCCUGAAGUGCAGCGCCGUGUGCAUGAUGAACUGGAUGGUGUUGUGGGGCGCAGUAACCAGCCCACUCUUCAGCACCGGCCUAGGUUAUGUUACGUUGAAUCAGUCAUCAUGGAAGUGCAGAGACAUGCGAACAUAGCUCCACUGGGCAUUGCACACAGGGCCCUCAAGGAUACGAGAGUCAUGGGACAUUUUGUACCAGAGGGAGCUACCGUGAUAGUCAGCAUCUGGAGUGUGCAUAUGGAUCGCAAGCACUGGGGAGAUCCGGAGGUCUUCAGACCAGAGCGUUUCCUGGAUGGCAAAGGUGGCAUCGUGCAUGACAACUGGUUCAUGCCUUUCGGGUUUGGUAAAAGACGAUGUCUUGGAGAAAUUCUGGGCAAAUCAGGUCUCUUCCUGUUCUUCUCGACCUUGCUGCACAACUUCUCGAUCUCAGUGCCUCCAGGACACCGUCUACCAUCUCUGGAGGGCAGCGAUGGGCUCGCACUAUCUCCUAGACCCUUCUAUGCGAGUCUUGUUCCAAGAACAUGAGUCAGUGAGCCCAAGAGAGAAACCAGAUGCUACAAGUUGAAUCUUUUGUUAUUCUCUGUUGAUGAUUUUGAGUGUCUGUGAGUAGACUGUACAGUAGAAGAGCAUCAAGGAGGACUUUAGAAUUAAAUUUUAAUGGAAGGAGACCUGUGGGACAACGUAGAACAAAUUUAUUAAAAAAAAUCAAGAAAGGUAGGUUUGGGGGGAGAUAGAAUGAACUCGAGACUUUUCACCCCUUGAUAUAUAUAAACUGGGAAUGAUGCUGGAAGAAGAUAAAUAUGUCGUAUCUUUAGAAUGUUCAGAGACAGGAGGCAUACCGUGGAUCCAGCAACACCAAGAAUCACUUACGUUCAGCUGGCCUCAAAAUAUCACCCUCCAGUUGGCGCAUGCUUCUGUUAGGGUUUGUACAUUUAUAGAAGCCCUUUACCUCUCCUCCUCUACGACCCUUUUCAGGGACACAGUAUUAUUUUAAACCACUUCUGUUAGUUGACUCUAAACCUGAGUCCUUAUUCUCCCUUUCCCUGUGUGUGAUAUACUCUCCUGUCCUGAAGAUGGAAGCAGUAUUUAGUCCCAACGAGACUAUGCGGUAUCAUAACCCAGUAGAACACAGUAUGAAUCUUCAGUGCAUAAGAGCCUCAGACCUGAGUUUUGGUUAAGUUAUGUCACGUUUUAAUGGUGAAUGACAUUCUUACAUUAUUCCAUUGUCUCUCAAGUAGGCUCAGACAGGGAACGUUUGGCUGCUGUGCCAGGCUUUGUUAGCUAACAUUGUCAUUCUCUAUGAAAAUUUGACAUGUAGGGAUUUGUGCAAAGGCUCUGUGAGUAAUUUACACUUUAUAAUUUUCAAUGAGUCGAUGAUCAACGAAUAAUUAAUUGGAAAGGAUUUGGAAGGAAAGGGUCAUGGCCAAAUUUAAACUACUGUCUCAGAAUCUGCCUGGAGGAGCUGAGGAAAAUCACAGAAUUUCUCAGGAUAGCCGGACUCUGGGCUGAGAUAUAAACAUUGGAACUUCUGAAUAUGAAGCAGGAUUGCUGCCUGCUUGACUGAGAUGUUUGAUGACAAUAACAUAGUAAUUUAUUAAAACAUUUUAUUUUUCAAUAAAUUAUUAAUAUAACAGUUAACAAUAAAAUGACACAUAUUGUACAUCUAAAACAUCUUUGAGGGUGUGUCAGACCUUGAGUUGUUAGAAGUCCUGUUGUUCAAUGAGCCCUUUGGUAUGGCAACUUUCCAUUGUACAGUGAAAGUAGACCCUAGUUUCUCUUCAUGAUAUGAUCUGCAGCUAUAUAUUAUGAUGACACACACUCAUAAAUGCUUUAGGCAUGUGUAGUGACCAGUUCUGUCCAUUGGUUUUGGGUUGGUCAUACCCACAUGAACACAUGCCUUGAAUAAUGCAUGUGUACUGUGUGAAUAAUAGUGACUAGUGACUAAACAGGCUGGGCACAGCCUGGGAAUAGUCAAACUGUAAUAGAAGACAGGAGUCAUGUUGCAGAAAUUAAAAUGUUGGUCUAUAUCUGCCUUCAGAAUGUGUAAUAGAAGUUUCAUUUUGAAGUUUGUUGGUUGUUGGUGUGCUGAACUCUGAAAAGUUAGGACAUUAAAUUUUUGUGUCCAUGAUUAAGUAUCAAAAUUUGGGACUCUGACAAAAAUGUAUAAAACUUUAAAAACAGAAUAAAUUAUAAUAUUAUAA